Portunus trituberculatus (swimming crab) is the source of this 1060-nucleotide messenger RNA. RefSeq lists its product as uncharacterized. The transcript is spliced from 3 exons. Lineage: Eukaryota; Metazoa; Arthropoda; Malacostraca; Decapoda; Portunidae. The coding region runs from base 1 to 708 and encodes 235 amino acids. The record is from RefSeq and is a predicted model, not a curated record.
AUGACUGAUGUUGAAGUUCAACUGGAGCAUCCACACGAGAGGGAGCGAACUGCCGCACGCGACACUGUGAAUCUGCGAUUAGAGAGGAUAUGCGCAGCCGCUGACAACCCGAGCUCCCAAGAAGCUAUAUUGUGGAGUGUUGUGGCUCUGUGCGUUGCCAAAAAGAAACUGUUGUUGAAGAAAAGACGUAAAAGGGAAUGGUGCAAGCUGUGGCUUUCCAGACGACCUGUGAGAGGGAGCUACAACCAGAUAUUCUCAGAACUACAGUCAGAAAACUCGUCAGACUUUGAAAAUUAUACAAGAAUGCCAGUCAUCGCAUUCCACGCUCUGCUGACGAAAAUCAAGCCAGACAUUGAAAAAGAAGAUACACACGUACGAGAGAGUAUAUCGCCAGGAGCUCGUUUUGAAGCUACUCGACGAUUCCUUGCAGCGGGAGGGUCAUAUGCAAGUUUACAACAUUCCACCAGGAUAUCUAAGCAGAGCCUCGGCAGUAUCAUACCCGAAACCUGUGAAGCCAUCUACAAUGUUCUCAAGGAGGAUUACCUGAAGGUACUUGCUGAGCGACCACUUUGCCCUGGAGACGACCCUCCCGGUGCAGUCCGCCCCAGCAGUGCCCAGGAAGCGCUUGACGGUGCCAUUAUCCAGGAUGGUGGGCCUCGUCGUCCAUGUGGUGGCACGGUACACUGCCAUGAAGGGUUCCUUUGCUGAUGCAGAAGCACUGUACAACGAACUCCUGCACAACAUCGAGGGGUUCAUCACGACUCCAAGGGUUCUGGCAAGGGCCUGUGGCGGCCGAGCGCCACAGACAUGAUCACGAGGCCCGGGUCGGGAGCCACGCUGGACGGUGAUUGGCGCUUCCUGCCGUUGCGCGAUCCGGAAGCAUGCAGACGUGGAAGUAGCACGGCCUACCCGGGAUCGGAUCACGGAGCACAUGGCAGGGGACCAUGCUGUAUGCUGAUUGGUCGCUGACGUAUGUACUUGAUCCAGGCAAAGUUUAUGAAUAGGGGUAUUUGUAUCCAAUAAACCAGAUCACUCUGAGCAAUCAUCGUGUUUACUUCUC